This is a messenger RNA of Oncorhynchus gorbuscha (pink salmon), 4053 nucleotides long. Its product is annotated as chitin synthase chs-2-like. Gene Ontology annotation, molecular function: chitin synthase activity. NCBI's taxonomy places the organism in Eukaryota, Metazoa, Chordata, Actinopteri, Salmoniformes, Salmonidae. Gene Ontology annotation, cellular component: cell periphery; cell septum. The record is from RefSeq and is a predicted model, not a curated record.
AUGAUUGAGGAUGAUGUCACCAAGGUGCUGUGUGUCGAAUUCCUGGUGUCGCUGGGGACAGCGGUUCUCACUAUUGUUGCCAUGCCAUUCUUCGGCAUUGUGACCAAUGUGACGAUGCUGAACAGCAUCAGCAUCCUGUCCUCCAUCUUCCAGGUGGGCGCUCAGUGCAUUGCGAGGGAGAAGAAGCGAUUCAUAGUGCCCCCACUCAUCUCAUUAGUCCUCAUACUGUCAGGCUACGUGCUCUUCAUCCUCAGUUACCUGCUGAAAGAAGAUAGGGGGAUGAACGUCUGGAUCGGAUUGGCAAUAAUGGGGACCAUCUUUGUCUCGCUGAACUGGUGGGAGAACUACAGCACCCUCUUCAAAAGCUCCUUCCUGAACAGUAUAUCCGAAGACAUAGCGAGGUGCAGGAAUGUGGUGAGCAUCCUCUCUAGUCUGGUCCGUAUUAUGGUCACUGCAGCCAUGGUCGGGGCAUACAUCCCUCUGUCUGGCAGAGUCUGGUCGUCGGUGACAUCAGUUCCGGGAGAUGUGAGGUUGGUGAUCCUGAUCUUGGUGGCCGUCCAGAUAGUGUCCUCCGCUCUGUGCCAUUGGUUCGUGGUGGUGGCUUGCAAAAUGCACGCCAUGCGGCGAAGCUUCCUGUUGCCCAUGUACCUGGCCUCGUUAGGUGUUCUGGCAGCGUUCGUCGCUCCUGUCAUUAUCUUCUUCCAGAAUUCAAGUGACUCCAGAGGUGCUAACUACACCAUCACAGACUACUGCAAUGAUAUCACAUAUGGCAGGGGCCUAAGCGGCGAUACUUUCUGGUUUGAGAGGCUAGUCAGGGACAUCACCCAUACCCUCUGUCCCCAGCACAUGACCGACCUAACAGAAAUGGGCCUCUUGGGAGGCUCUGCACUAUGCUGGUGGUUGGGUUGGAUGCUGUGCACAAUGCACAUCUGGUUCCUCCAGCUUCAGCGCAUCGAGAGGACACAGAAUCUGUUUGUGCGGAGGAUGUACGAGGGGCCCUUUCUGGAGCAGUCCAUGCUGCUCAACACGCGUUUUGAGAUUCAGAGGAAGAAAACAAUCCACAGGCAAACUGAUCCAGUCACAGUGUACCUGUGUGCAACAAUGUGGCAUGAGAGCUAUGACGAAAUGAUGAAAAUGAUCAUCUCAAUGUUCAGACUGGACAAAUACAGGCCAAGGAAAGACACCAACAAUGAUGUGAGCUUCGAGUCUCACAUUUACUUUGAUGAUGCUUUUAAAGACGUGAAAGGUAGUAAAGGCCGGCAUGUGAACGAAUACGCAGAGGACCUGGUGGAGGUUAUCCGAGAGGUUUACAAUAUCUUCAAUGAGAAGGAUUCAUGCAUCUUCAAAGAGAGCCCACCCCUUCCAUGCCAGAGGAUCCUGCACACCCCUUACGGAGGUCGACUGGAGUACACCCUCCCUAAAGGCAACCUGCUGAUGGUGCACUUUAAGGACAAGCUACUGAUCCGCCACAAGAAGAGAUGGUCUCAGAUUAUGUACUUGUACUACAUUCUCGGCUGGCGACUCACCAGGAAGUAUUUCGAGAUGUUUGAGCAGGGUGAAGAUGAGCGCGAGCUGAGGAAAAAGAUGAUGAAGGACAAUACCUAUCUCCUGGCUUUGGAUGGGGACACCGACUUCCAGCCCUAUGCUGUAAUGCUCCUAAUAGAUCGGCUGAAACUUUAUCCACGUGUGGGUGCGGCAUGUGGGAGGAUUCACCCGACAGGCACAGGUCCUAUGGUAUGGUAUCAGAAGUUUGAGUAUGCGGUGGGCCACUGGCUUCAGAAGACUGCAGAGCACGUGUUUGGUAGCGUGCUCUGCAGCCCCGGCUGCUUCAGUCUGUUCAGGGGCACAGCCCUCAUGGACGACAACGUCAUGAAGAGAUACACCACUAAGGCCACGGAGGCUAGCCACUACGUACAGUACGAUCAAGGUGAAGACCGUUGGCUGUGCACUCUCUUGCUGCAGCAAGGCUGGAGGGUGGAGUACAACGCUGCGUCCGACGCCUACACCAACGCCCCCCAGGACUUCAAGGAGUUCUAUAACCAGCGUCGGCGCUGGGGGCCCUCCACCAUGGCCAACACCAUCGAUCUGCUGGGCUCAGGGUCUCUGACCUCCCAGAGGAACAGCUCCAUCUCCAAACCCUUCAUCCUCUACCAGAUUCUCAGCAUGGCCGCCUCCAUCCUAGGCCCGGCCACAAUCUGCCUAAUGAUCUCAGGAAGCUUGUCGUUCGUACUAGACAUCGAUCCCAAUGUUGCUUUGGUCCUUGCAACAGUGCCCCCUGUGGUGUACCUGUUGCUGUGCUUCAAGCUGAAAUCGGACACACAGAUCGCUAUAGCAGCCGUCAUGAGUGUCUUGUACGCUUUCCUCAUGAUAGGAACCGCUUUGUCCAUCGUAGGUGCUAUGGUUGAGCAGCAAACCAUUUGGACUCCUAGCGGCCUGUUUAUCAUAGGCCUGGUGCUGAUGAACAUCAUCACAGCAUUGCUCCACCCCAAGGAGUUCCAUCUGGUCGUCUACGGCCUCCUGUACUUCAUCUCUAUCCCCAGUGGCUACCUCCUGCUGACCAUCUACUCCAUGGUCAACAUGAACAAUGUGUCCUGGGGCACUCGGGAGACAGGUGUCCAAGUCGCUGCGCCACCACCAGCCAAGGCCAUCACACAGCGCAUCUUACAGGCCAAGUGCUGCAAGUUUCUCUGUUGGGACUGUGGAAAAGUGGCAGACCAGAAUGGUCAGUUGCCAGAAACAGUUGUGUUGGCUAAUGAGCCAAAGGUGAACCCUAAUCUGACCUCUCAGGACAAUAACAGGAAUGUGGAAUUCUGUUCUCAUCAGUCUACUGAACAAAACUUUGUAACACAACUGCAGAAGAAGUCCUAUGACUUAACUCUAAAUGAAUAUUUUCUUGUGAAGGAAGAGGUGGACUUUUGGAGAGAGCUCCAGAAGCUCUAUUUGGAACCUCUGGCUGAGGAUAAAGACAAACAGAAGAAAAUCACAAAUGACCUAAAAGAACUGAGAAACAAGGUGACUUUUAUCUUUUUCAUCUGCAAUGCCAUGUGGCUGGUGGCAACGUUCACUCUUCAGGCCAUUGGAAACUCAGUCACCAUCAAAAUCCCAAAAUCCAAUCUCAAUCUGACUCAGACUAGGGAGUAUCUAUUUAUCGAUCCAGUGGGACUGAUGUUCCUUUUGGGAUUUGCAUCCUUACUGCUGAUCCAGUUCUUUGCCAUGUUCUACCACAGAAUUUACACUCUGAUCCAUUUCGUGGCAUUUGUGAACACGGAGUCCAAGACUGAGAAAAGACAAUCAGACGAUGGCAUGCAGAUUCCUGACAUGCUGGAGACUGAGCUCAAAGAUGACAAAUACUUUGACACAUUUCUGUCUAUAGAGAAUCCAGCAGCAAUCCAGCAACAAGACCAAGAAACUCCAGUGUGAGGUCUUACUACUGAGUGUCCCUUAGUGGUAGCAGUUGCAGCUAAAAUAGUAAUAGGAGUCGGAUACUGCAGUUUUGCGUUAGAUGUUGCACAGUUAGAUAUAGUAGUAUUGAGGGAGAAUGUUCCAAAUAGUAUAGAUUAUAGAGAGUAUUUAUUGGAUUUGAUAGAGUUAACCUUUGUUUAACCAGAAAAAGAGCCGUGAUGAACCUCUUUUGCGAGGGCAGUGUGAACGUACAAUACAAGAGCAAAGACGGGGACAAAACAUUAAAAACAAUUGCAGCGGUCAACAACAUGUAUUAUAGCAUAACGGAGUAUAACAAUUGAAUGUGAGUUAAAUCUCAGGGAAAUGUGAUAUAAUGUUCUCAUGUUGUGCUAUUUCAUGUGUGAUCAAUUGUUGUAGCUUGUAAUCUUUGUUUGCUCUUUGUGUGCUUUCCCUUUUUUAAAUCAAAUGCUUUGUUGUGAAUCACUUCCUAUUAGUAUUUUGGUUAGCAGUUAUACUUUUCCCUUUUGAGUGAAGCACUUUACCUGUAUAUUGCACUGAUAUAUUGAGAUUUUUUUAGUGGAGUUAUGUGUGCUAUGUAUUUAUUAUGUAACUGAAUAGAAUGUAUAAUUAGAGUAUUUUUUUGUUAUUUAA